This is a messenger RNA of Syngnathoides biaculeatus (alligator pipefish), 4809 nucleotides long. RefSeq names its product potassium channel tetramerization domain containing 3 (gene kctd3). Bases 391 to 2934 code for a protein of 847 amino acids. Gene Ontology annotation, biological process: protein homooligomerization. Gene Ontology annotation, molecular function: protein binding. The transcript is spliced from 19 exons. The record is from RefSeq and is a predicted model, not a curated record. NCBI's taxonomy places the organism in Eukaryota, Metazoa, Chordata, Actinopteri, Syngnathiformes, Syngnathidae.
GAAGUUACCGCUCUCGCUCCUGGUGUUGCGCUCUUGACGACGUCGGCGCUUGACGUCGCGGCGCAAGAUGUUAUUUACGAUGAACACGAGAGCCUGCCAAUGAUGCGAACGCGCCCGCUGGGCUAGAACGGAGUUCUCACUAUUUGGGAUUGACGAAGCCCACUCUGCUUGUUGUGACAAUUCAAAAAGAAAGCCUGUUCACGUUUGUAUCUCGCACAUCGAGGAUGCUUUGAUGGAGCCGAGGGACGCCGGAGAGGGUGUCACCGCGCUGCGGGGUCUGAACUCGCAACAGGACGGGCGCCCGAUCCUAGCGUCACGUUAGCCUGCUAGCGUGGUGAUGCAGCGCUGACUGGGAUCGUACUCGGAGCGGCUCGCCGCCGGACUCCCAUCAUGGCGACCAGCGGCGGCGAUCUGACGACGCCGAUGGGGGAAAUCAUCCAGCUGAACGUGGGUGGGACGCGUUUCAGCACGUCCCGACAGACUCUCACGUGGAUCCCAGACUCCUUCUUCUCGAGUCUGCUGAGUGGAAGAAUAUCCACACUUCGGGAUGAAACUGGAGCUAUAUUUAUUGACCGAGACCCCGCAGCUUUUGCGCCAAUUUUGAAUUUCCUCCGUACCAAAGAUCUUGACCUGCACGGCGUCAACGUCAGCGUUCUGCGGCACGAAGCCGAAUUUUACGGCAUCACCCCCUUAGUGCGACGCCUCCUGCUGUGCGAAGAGUUGGAGCGCUCGUCGUGCGGCAGCGUUCUUUUCCACGGAUACCUGCCGCCUCCAGCCAUCCCUGGCAGGAAGUUAAGCUCCGCCUCCUCCUGCGACGAGCGUCCGGGUCCCAGCGGAGCGGAGGGGUUCAGCUACGUCGGCGCCCCUCCCGCCCCUCCUUUCCCUGACUCGCCCGGACUAGAUGAAGCUCAUAAACCCGGUCCGGACCCUCGCAAAGUGCUGAUCAUAGCGGGACACCACAACUGGAUUGUGGCGGCGUACGCACACUUUGUCAUCUGCUACAGGAUAAAGGAAUCUACCGGAUGGCAACAAGUGUUCUCCUCUCCAUGCCUCGACUGGACCAUCGAACGCAUCGCGCUGAACGCCAAGGUGGUGGGCGGCCCGCACGGGGACAAGGACAAGAUGGUGGCCGCCGCCUCCGAGAGCAGCAUCAUCCUCUGGAGCAUCCAAGACGGAGGCAGCGGCAAUGAGAUCGGCGUGUUCAGCCUCGGCGUGCCGGUGGACGAUCUCUUCUUCAUCGGAAACCAGCUGGUAGCCACCAGCCACACCGGGAAGGUCGGAGUGUGGAACGCUGUAACGCAGCACUGGCAGGUUCAAGAUGUUGUCCCCAUCACCAGCUGCGACACAGCCGGAUCCUUCCUGUUACUGGGCUGCAACAAUGGCUCCAUCUACUACAUUGACAUGCAAAAGUUUCCGCUGAGGAUGAAAGACAACGACCUCCUAGUGACGGAGCUUUAUCACGAUGCGUCAAACGACGCCAUCACCGCGUUGUCCGUCUACCUCACGCCAAAAACCAGUGUGAGCGGGAACUGGAUCGAGAUCGCCUACGGGACCAGCAGCGGCGCAGUGAGAGUCAUCGUGCAGCACCCGGAGACGGUCGGUUCGGGCCCUCAACUCUUCCAGACGUUCACGGUGCACAGGAGCCCCGUGACCAAGAUCAUGUUGUCCGAGAAACACCUGGUCUCGGUGUGCGCCGACAACAACCACGUCCGCACGUGGACGGUGACGCGCUUCCGAGGGAUGAUUUCCACCCAGCCGGGCUCCACGCCCUUAGCGUCCUUCAAAAUACUCUCCUUGGAGGAAACGGAGAGCCACGGCAGCUACUGUUCCGGGAACGACAUCGGUCCGUUCGGAGAGCGAGACGAUCAGCAGGUGUUCAUCCAGAAGGUGGUCCCCAUCACCAACAAGGUGUUUGUGAGGCUCUCGUCCACUGGGAAAAGAAUCUGCGAAGUGCAGUCGGUGGACGGCACCACCAUCUCUUGCUUCAUGGUGCGGGAGUGCGAGGGGUCCAGCCGGAUGGGCUCGCGACCUCGCCGCUAUCUGUUCACCGGUCACGGCAACGGCAGCAUCCAGUUGUGGGACCUGACCACCGCCAUGGACACGGCCAACAAAGGAGAGGAGAAGAAGAAAGAGGAUGUCGGCGGCCCCACCGAAGAGGAGCUUCUGCAGCUGCUGGACCAGUGCGACUUGAGCGCGUCCCGAUGCGCCACGCCCAACAUCAGCCCCGCGCCGUCGGUCCUGCAGCACACGCGCCUCAGAGAAUCUUGCUCAAGUGUGCAGUUGCAGGUUCAGGAAGCCGUUCCUGAGAACCAGGUGACCUACGGAGCCGUGCGGCCGUACCGGGAGAGCCCCCUGCUGGCCCGGGCCAGACGAACAGAGUCCUUUCACAGCAACAGAGACUUCCAGAACUUCAGCCUGAGUCGAGGGAUCCUGGACAGCUCGGAUGAGUGCGCCGGUCAGCCCGCGGACGCCCGCCGCUCCCUCUGCGACUUCGGCUCCGACGAGAGCGAGAGGAGGCCGUCUGCCAUGGAACUGUGGAGUUGCCGCAGCAACGUCGUCAACAACGGUGCCGGCAGGACCAAGUCCGACAGCGCCGGUCAGGAACCUCCACGGCAGCCUCCCGACAGCCCGGUCCCCGGGGGAGGCGACGUCAGACGGAAAGCGCACCCGCAGCCCGAGGACGGGGACGGCGUGGGGGGGGCCGGAGACGGGGCGAAGGCGGAUGGCGGCGCGAAGAAGAGGGGAGUGCUGGACGUGGGCUUUCUGGGGAGGAAGCGGGCACCCCCGGUCCCACACCUAUCCUCGGGGUCCGAAGGCGGGGGCGGCGACUCCCCCCCUAACGUCUCGCCUUCCCCCACCAAAUUGACUUCCUGCACCUCGCCACGACACAGGAAGCUCACGGCCGAGUCGUUCAAUCAGGACGGCGGCCUGUGACCCGAAUCCUUCCACGGUCCAAAAACACGUGAGUGCGGAUGUUGAGUGACUCUGUGAUCGAACGAUCAGUCUUCUCAAAUACUAAGGCUGGGUUUACACUGCCUAGACCAGAGUUGCAAAAUUCCCCGAGGUUGGAAACUUUCCAUGGGAAAGAAAGACAAUUUAUGGGAGUAAAACAGGAAUUUUGAAAAUUUUAAUUGACCUCAAUUCUAGUUUAUUCCCAUACUUCUCUUGGUGAGCUCCCAAUUUGAAAUACAGAGAAGUCACUCUGGACAUACUAAGCCCACCCCCGGCAACCUCGCACACAACGCCCGAUGUCGUUGGAUGUCGGAAGUUAAUCAAGGUCAGCCCAUGAGUAAGCAUCCAAAUCUUAAAAAGUUGAUGAUUCCCUAUAGACGCCACAAGAUCCGUGUAAACCAAACUCAUUUUUGUCACGGGCCACAUUGUACUUGUGGUUUUCCCCCAAAGGGGCGUUAUGGCUGUGAAAUGAUAAAAAUCUUAAAUCGCCUUAUCAUAUUUACACAUGAAAUGUAUUAACUAGUUUUGGAAUCAGAAAUCAAGCGUAAAGGUUUUUUCCAGCUAUUGUUGCUUGUAAUAGCUCAAUGUUAUCAUUUAAGAUAUUACAAUUUGAAAUUUUGGUACUGAUUUGAAUAAAAAAAAAAAAUCAUGUGAUACACAUAAUUUCCUUCUGCGGGCCACGUAAAAUCAUGCGCCGGGCCAGACCUGGCCCCCGAGCCUGGGGUUUGACACCUGUGGUGUAAAGACAGCCAUAUCGUCAAUGUGAGGGUUCAAAUUGUAGCUGGAAGUAGAAUCAGAUAGCAACAGUAAAUUGGGAUUGCGCGCCUGGCUUUGCGGUGUAAACCCAACUGGACUCACCUCCAGAUUUCCCGUGACCCUGAACCGGAUGAAUGGAUAAUAGUGGAAACAGCAACGUAACAAACUGGAGUCAAAUGGUACAAAAACAAAACAUUCCCAUUAAAGUGAAUCUAUAAUAUUAGCGUAGAUAUUUAGAUCAAUGUAAUACUGUUUUUUACUGAAGGUAAAAAAAAAAAAAAAAAGAGUCGCAGUAGUGUUAGUUACGCAAGAGUCGAGAUGCACAUCAGCUCCGCACACAAAGACAAGUUCGCCACACGGCGACGGACGAGAUACACGCGUCUGCUUCCUGCUUCCACCAUUUAUUUAUCGCUCACAUUUUCGUCGUUGCGUCGCCAUGCACGUGCAAAGCAUGCAUUAUGUAUAAAAAUACACACUGCAUAGUACGUCGAGUGUAAUGUCACACGUGUUGCCGAAACAUUCUUGCGAUAGUGUAUAUUUAAAACACGUUUACUACUCCCUAAUAACUGCCACGUUCUUUUAACUAAGCAUUUUUCCACAGCAGUGCCUGCCUGCGCAUGAUUACACAGAUUAUGUCUAUUUUUACAGUUUCACAAGGACCCUCCACUACAUCACCACCACGUUUUUUGUCUCCUCUUGUGUGUGCCUUAACCAGCUUGUUUUGACACUUGUCAGCCUGUUGCUUUAAAAAGACGACAAUACGGCGUCACGUCACCGGAAUGACGUCAGCGGGACUUGGAUCAAUUGAAGAAAAAAGAUCAUGCGCGACAUCCUCAGUAACGCAAAACAAAUUGGCGCAGUUAAAAGACGAAAUGCAAAUGGAAAAUAAUCCAAAUGAAAUCCUGCUACGAUGGGCCUGAUAAUCUUGUGAUGUGUACUGUUGAGAAUCAUAGAAAUAUAUAAACAGUAUACUGUAUAACUAUUGGACCUGACUGCAUUUGCACUACGAAACACAUACUUUUUAUUUUAUAUACGAGUAUAUAAUAAAUGUAUCAAUGUGUUAGCGUUUCAGUUGCUCUCUGGUUGUGUUUACAUGACGAA